CUUAUAACUUAUAAGUAGAAGUCUUGUAUCAUGUAUUUAUAAUAGUUAGUGGAUGACCCACUAAUAUUAAAUUUAUUAUAAAGGAAAAGAAACAUGUGCUUUACAACAUAAAUGUCUAUUAGUCAAAAGGGGAAGGGGAGCCAUCGCCCAUCGGAGUCAAAACGUGCGUGCUGGGAAGCUAUUCACGAUUCAGUAUCACAUAUUUAUACUCAACCUCCUUUCAUGUCUUUCUACCUGCGUAUUCGUAUCGAGAAGAGAGAGACAGACUGUCUUUAUCGCUCCAGCAGCAGCAGCAGCAGAUAUAUAUAAAUAUAUAAAUGGCGUCGGACCGGAAAACUUUCGUCUUUUCUGAGGUCUCCAAGCACGACACAGUUGAUGACUGUUGGCUAAUCAUAGCCGGAAAGGUUUAUGAUGUAACCACGUUUAUGGAUGAUCACCCUGGUGGACAAGAACCUCUGCUAGCAGUAGUCUGCAAAGAUGCGACAAAAGAUUUUGAGGUGCUUGGGCACAGUGAUGAAGCUAAAGAAAUGAUGAAAAAAUAUUGUAUAGGUGAUGUUGACCAGUCAACUGUUCCUUUGGAUCAUACAACCAAUCCAACUAUUGAUUAUAGCUACAGGGCAGAAGGGAGGGGUCUAGGAUCAUCUGGCAAAUUAUUACAAUUUUUAGUGCCUUUUGUGAUAGUUGGGUUGGCUUUCAUUAUUAAAAUCUACACCAAACAAACUUCUGCUUGAUGGGUCAAGAAUCAUAUGUUUAUUCAAUUACAGUUGGGCGUUUGCCCAACAAUUUAUAUAAGUGAUAUGUAUUUCUAAACAUUUUAUGAUUUACUUCUAGAAUGAUGUAUUUGUUUUUAAAUGGCAUGCCACCUCAAAAGAUUGUAGUUUCAAG
This is a messenger RNA of Lactuca saligna, 885 nucleotides long. Lineage: Eukaryota; Viridiplantae; Streptophyta; Magnoliopsida; Asterales; Asteraceae. The record is from the annotation of a GenBank genome assembly.